AUGAACUACCAUGAUCAGCAUCGUUUACCUUACAAUUUUAUGCACUGUACAUUUUGCACCCUAUAUUCCAAUGGAUAUAUAAAGCUACAGGAAUAUGCGAAACAACAAGAAAUACAACAUCGCCGUAAAAUCAUUCUUCCUUGCGUAAUUCCAUGGGAAUAUGGAUCUAAUAAAUAUGCCAGUCAAAAAGGUACCGGUGGUUUUGGUACCAUUCGAAAUUCCACAACAACAAUCAAAUGCAGUAAACAAUUAAGCGAAAGUAAUGAUGGUGUAGUACCAUGGAUGAAUUGUCCUCAAUUACGUGAUAAGGAACUUGCAUCUCAAGCAGGUCUUACACCAUUUGGUGGAAUUCGAGAGCAUGCUAUUAAAGUGCAGGAUAAGGAAGGUGAAAAGAAAAAAGAUAUCAACAAAAUUGUUGGCGAUCAAACAAGCGAAUGUAUAUUGAAAAUUUGGUCGCAAGCAAAUCCGAACGCUAAAAAUGGUCAAUUAUUUGGAAAACAUCGGGAUGCUGUAAUGAAAGUAAAGGGCGGUCGACAAUUUAGUCAAGAAGAAUUAAAUGCCAGCCGAGCAGCUAUCCCAAAAUUUCAAGAUCCACGUGAAACUAUUGCAGCAAAAGCAAAAAAAGCUGACAGUGUUCGAUCGAAUGGAUUACUUAGCAAUAGACGAGUAAGUAUGCAAAUUAAAAAUGAAAAGGAAACUGAAGAUGAUACGUUGGAUUCAAAUUAUAUGGCCUGGAUUGGUGGACAAUUAACUUUACAAUCACAACAAAUACAGUCGAAUGGUUCUCGAAAAUCUCCCGAUAUCAUCUCGAAAUCCUAUUUUGAUCGAGUGAUGAAUGAGAGAGAAUAUUUGAUCGGGAAAGCAAAGAAAGAGAAAGCACAAUGUCAAGAACGAGAUGGAAGAGGAAAAGGAAAGGUUAAAGAUAAAUUUGAAUUUGAUGGAAGAGAAAGAAGAAUCAAUGAAGCAGAAAUAGCAAAAUGGAAAAUGAAAGAGCAAAAUAGCAAUAUUGCUACUGAUAUUAUUCCGCUUUACCAUUAA
Molecule: messenger RNA, 1038 nt
Organism: Cercopithifilaria johnstoni
Lineage: Eukaryota; Metazoa; Nematoda; Chromadorea; Rhabditida; Onchocercidae
Source: the annotation of a GenBank genome assembly